Centruroides sculpturatus (bark scorpion) is the source of this 1388-nucleotide messenger RNA. Its product is annotated as general transcription factor 3C polypeptide 4-like. The transcript is spliced from 11 exons. The annotation marks the transcript as partial. Gene Ontology annotation, cellular component: transcription factor TFIIIC complex. The record is from RefSeq and is a predicted model, not a curated record. Gene Ontology annotation, molecular function: protein binding; histone acetyltransferase activity. Gene Ontology annotation, biological process: transcription initiation at RNA polymerase III promoter. Lineage: Eukaryota; Metazoa; Arthropoda; Arachnida; Scorpiones; Buthidae.
AGUCGAGAGGAGUUCGCGGGACGAUUUCCGCUUCCGGUCGGAGAGCCGGCGUGAUGGAGUGUCGGACGCUUCAUUCCGCUUCCUUCACCGGAUCGGUCUGUCAUCCCGGUUGUGUCGACUGGUCCGACGACAACAAAUUAGUGGUAUGCGUGGAAAAAGGCGUCUACGUCAUGAGUGCAAAUCAUGUACCAUUUGAAUCCGACUGCCCCUUGGCAUUUCACCAGCAGGGAAUUUCCAUUUUUCAGGAGACAUUGAACUUUGAUGUUAAAGUCGACAGAGCAUCGCUGCAUUCAAAAUUAUCCAUGGAGGAUGAACAUUCGAUGAUGCUGGAUCACACACUUAGCCCCUUGACUGCCAAUGCGUCUCUCUUUCUCACCUUCAAGACUGCCCGUUGGUCGCCCGUCGGCAUUAUCGACGAAGGCUGUUGUAUUUUAGCAGUUUUAACCAUGGACCACCGGUUAAUAUUGUAUAGAGAAGUCGGAAAUAAAUGGACAUGUUUGAUAGAUUUGUCAACAAAAUUUUAUAAUCAACAUAAAGAAAUUUGGGAGAAAGAUAAACAAGAAGAAAAUGCAGAGACGAGAGACAUAUCGUUCAUGUUCCAACAGAUGAAAGAAAGGACAUAUAAACUUGCUGCUAUAACCAUGACGUGGACUCAGAAAUUUAGUUCCAUUGCCGCUUCUACCAGUGACGAAAAUAUAACAUUUUGCUUUUUGAUUGUUGCGAUGAAAAGCGGUCAUAUAAUAUUUUGGAAAGUAGUAAGUGUCGAAAUGAUAGAAGUGGCUGCAGAAUGGGACAGCAAACUUGGUUAUAUAAGUAGCCUCUGUUGGCAGCAGACACAUCACAAUUCAGGACUUUUAAUUCUUGGUGCAAACAGUGGCCGUAUUGUGCUUCUUCCUGUUUGGAUAACUGCCGAAGGUGGAGAACUACAAUUUGGAGAAAAUGUUGCUAUUUGGAAAGAUGAAGAUUUAAUUUCUGUCAAUCAAAUAGUAGUAAUGAAACAGACUGACUCACAUUACAUUGUUGUAGCUACAAAAGAUACUUACUUAAUAUCGUGUGAAGUAAUAAUUCAAGAGGCAGAUGUGAUCAUUAGAAAAAUUGGACAUACCAAGGGGCAUUAUAGUUUAUCUGCUACAGGAUUAUGUCAAAGAGGAAAUGAAGUGCCUCAUUCAAAAUUGGUUCUCACUUCACGUGAUGGUAGAACAGUGUCUUUUUCUGUAAAAUCUUCUAGCCAGAGUAUUAUUAUUGAGCAAGAAGAAAUCAUUGUGGAUGUUGAAAUAGAUAAGCUUGCUCCACAAGGCAUCUGUUGUUCUCGAAACGGAAUUUUGUUUGCUGCUCUUUAUAAUAUUCCUGUUAUGUACGAUUGCCAUGUUACAAGAGAACCAUUAAAG